Lodderomyces elongisporus is the source of this 1503-nucleotide messenger RNA. RefSeq lists its product as uncharacterized. The coding region runs from base 1 to 1503 and encodes 500 amino acids. The transcript has a single exon. The record is from RefSeq and is a predicted model, not a curated record. Gene Ontology annotation, molecular function: protein binding. NCBI's taxonomy places the organism in Eukaryota, Fungi, Ascomycota, Pichiomycetes, Serinales, Debaryomycetaceae.
AUGAAACCCCCUGAAAGUUUUAAUGAAAUCUCUCGUCUUGAUGCUGUGUCAAAUUAUUUGAAUCUACCACAAUGGCAGAACAUUCACUACUUUACCAAGGUUAUCAAGAGUUUGAGACGGAACUUGAAAGUUGAUGGGGUGUCAGUAUCGGUGGUUGACAACUAUCAGUGCCACUUGAAACAUAAAACAAUGUUGGAUACAAGCAUUAUUCCACGGUCAAUUGCAAUUGACGCACAUGCUAUUCUAUCAAAGGGAUUCUUUUGCCUUUUGGAUGCUUCAAAAGACUGGAGAACAAGCUCAAACCCAAUUGUUGCCGGACCGCCGUAUGUGAAGUUUUACUGUGCUGUCCCACUCAUUGCUGAUAACAAGGAAGUUAUUGGAGUUCUUGCAAUCUUUGACCAACAUCCCAAGGACAUGUUUUGUAGAGAGCACCAAAAUAUGCUAAAAAACGUUAGCAGGGAUAUCAUGAUUCAACUCAGAAGGCCCUGGAAACCAUCGUCUGGUUUUGCAACAUACUUAGACCGGAUAGCAGAAAAUAUUGUACGAGGUGGUUAUUGGGACAAGAGGAGAGCAUUGAAAGAACAAAAGUUUGCGAUUGGAAAAACUUCAAGUAGCAGCAACUAUAAUCCUACUUUUGGUACUCAAAAUAAAGGUUUGGGUAACCCAUGUAGUCAAAGUCAAAGUCAAAGUCAAAGUCAAAAUCGAAAUCUAAAUCUAAAUCUAAAUCCCAUGCUCACCCCAUUCGAUUCGCAUGAAACAGAGGAGAUUUGUAAGAUAAAUUUAAAAAAUAAAUUACAAGAUGAUCUGUGUAUGCCUUUUCUUAGUACGGGGGGCAAUCAGUUACUCGUAACUCCUUCAACUCAGAUACUGGAUAAACAACUUUGGCAGCUUUUAUUCUCAAUGGGCUCUCUUGAAAGGGCGGCAUCUUGUUUGGUUGAAAUAAUUGCCAGAAAAUUUGAAUUUGAUUUCGUCUACGUUUUGGAAGUUUCCAUAGCUGACCCAUGCUGUGUUCCUAAAGUAUGUUUUCCUCCAAAGCGGGAUAAGAUCGAUCUUGAACUGUUUUAUUGUGCUUCAAAACUCAAUAGACCACAAGAUGCCCAGAUUGAGUUUGCUUCACGUGAGAUAAGCUCGUAUUUGACCACGAGAAGCUCUCUUACUCGGGAAAACAUAUACAAUGAAAGUUCGUUUAACAAGUUUUAUGAAAAUUCUAUACACUACAAAGCAUUCAUCUCUGAAUUUGGCUUGGAGUACAAAAAUGAAAAACAAAAUUCAUUUCUCAAUCACGGACUUAUGAUGCCAUUCUUCCGCCAUGGAUCGAAAUUGGUGAAUCGGAACACUCCAGUUAUUGAAAAUAAUGAGUCAAACCUCGUUGAUUUGUACUUGAGGAGCGGAGGUUUCAUUUUAGCUAUGUUUUCGGAAAACAUGAAAGUAAUCGAUGCUAAGAAAAUAUCUUCUAUCUUUAAUUAUGCAUGCAUCUAUAGGAAAAUUUAUAUUGCUAAUUAG